This is a messenger RNA of Electrophorus electricus (electric eel), 3731 nucleotides long. Its product is annotated as interleukin-17 receptor C. NCBI's taxonomy places the organism in Eukaryota, Metazoa, Chordata, Actinopteri, Gymnotiformes, Gymnotidae. The record is from RefSeq and is a predicted model, not a curated record. Gene Ontology annotation, molecular function: interleukin-17 receptor activity.
GCCCUCACCUUUUCACGUAAUAGCACCUUUGCGAGUUAGACACAUUUUCUGUGCUGGUUUGGAAAUCGCGGCUUCACAAGAGCGGAGCUCAACCUGAUUGUGAAAUAACAGGCUGAAAUACAAUUCUGUGUUUUCGUUUGUGAACACUUAUAUCUACUCAAAGAAACAGCCAGCAGGUAACAGUACGAGUCAUGUUGGGGACAGGUGAAAUAGGACAUUGGGUAUUGUUUUACCCAUGUGUUUUCAGUAUGACGUCUUUCUCCGCCUGCAACUAAAUUACGCCACGGCCUCAAUCCAUUCUCACCAGGAAAAAUCAGGAUAUGACAUAGAAGGCAUGUCUGUAUGCCUAUUGUAAAAACAGAACAGCGGGUCAGUGAUCACCCUUAGCGCACUGCCCUGUAGGUGAGCUGUGGGGGAUGUCGGACAAACCAUGGGGCUCCUCACACUGACUUUGUGCCUCACAUUGUACUCAUCACCGCUGCUAGCGGAAAGGCUGGAGACGAUGGAGUACAGUGACGAGAAUGCAAUCACCUGUGGCAAGGGUCUGACUGAUUGUAGGAUAAGGCAAGGCAAUACAUGCAUUUAUCAUGAUGACAGCAUGUGUGUGAGUGGCCUUGCUGUCCGCGGGCUGUUGUGCCAUGUGCGUAAAGAGCACUGGCGACCAUGUCUACGAAUUGACCUGAACAUCACAACUGAAGUCUUCCAUGAGGCCUCCGGUCUGCCCAGUGAGAGGGGAGCUGAACCCUGGACCAACACAGAAUGCGCCCAAGAGUCGCCAGCGGAGGCGACUGUCCAGGUGUGCUGCAGCACUCCGGACAUCUCUCGUCACAUAGAGCUCACCUUCACCACACCCACCUCAGAAGUCCAUGCAAGUCAGACAUGGAUCUCUUUUGUAAUAUUGCUGGGAGAAGCUGAUUUUGGCAGUACUGUCAUGGCCCUUUCUUCAGCCACUCUCAAACACAACUUCACCAAGCGUGUUCUGGUACCUUCCAUAGACACAGUUUGUUCCCAAUUUCAGGCCAUUGCACUGUGUAAUGUACCCAGUGUGUCAGCCGCGAUCAACCAGACCACAGGAAUGGCAGAGCUGCGCUUGGACUCGGAAGGCAGCAGCAAAUUCCGGGAACUGCAGGCAUGCCAGAAGAUGGAAGCGGAGGGAGAAUGUUUUAAACUCGAAUGGAAGGAGAAUGCACUGCUGAUUCCAGUGAGCUCUGUCGCCCCCUGUCUGUGCUUCCAGGUUUGGUGGACCAUGAACAGAUCCUCGAGUGGACUUAGAAAGGAUUUCUGUCCAUUUUUCAACAGCGCAGUUCUCUCUGUCUCUAACGUGUCAGUGUCUGUUAUGGAGGCGCCAACCACUGUUAAAGCAAGCACUACUGACAGGACAGCGCUUCACUGGAACAUCACUGCCCUCUGCAGGCUGGAUGUUGAACUGCGCCUGUGCAAGAAAGUGAGUGACACAGGCUGCCAUGAAAUGAAAGACUUGAUGAACACCAUGCUUCAUAUUCAUAACCGUCAGCAUCAAAACUGGAAGCUCUACAACCGACGCUGGCAGUUACUAGGAGAGUUUGUUGGAGUGGAGCGCCACCCCUCAAUAUGCGUACAGAUAAAGGUGAAGGGAAUGGAUGUACAUUUUGUCCCAGUCUGUCCUUUUGAAGUGACCAGGGCUCACUGGAGCGUGCCUCUACUGGUUUGUGUGGUGCUUAUUUGUCUCACUGUUCUGGCAGCCUAUGCAAUUCAGGGAAAACUCAAAGGUUGGGUACUGAGAUGGCUGAAAGUAGAUGACAUCAGCAGAGCAGUGGGAGCCAGUCAGGUGGUGCUGCUGUACCCUCCUGAUGUGGACAGAGGCCUGGCAGAGCUGGUGUGUGGCCUGGCCUCCUGCCUCUCCUCGCUGGGUUUCAACGUGUCCCUGGACAUGUGGAGCCGCUCAGAGCUCAGCGCCUUGGGCCCCGUGCCCUGGCUUCACUCGCGCCUCGACCGGGUGCAGCGGCAUGGAGGCAAGGUGGUCCUGGUUCUCAACCAGGCCGCCUGGGCGCGGGUGGAGGAGCGAGGCUGCCGUAGCGUGCACGAGGAGAGGGAGGAGCACAGGGGGGCCAAGGAAGCGAAUGCCAGGGGAGACGCCAGUCUCCCGGCACCACCCUGCUCGGACGUCUUCAGUGCAUCGCUCAGUUGCAUCCUUGCUGACUACCUCCAGGGCCGCGCCGGUGAGCGCUUCGUGCUGGCCCAGUUCGAAGCGCAGCCGGCCGGGCCGCCGCUCGGCGGCGGGCCCCUGCCGGAGCUCUUCCGUGGCCUGCCGCUCUUUAGCCUGCCCUCGCAGAGCCUGAGCUUCCUGACAGAGCUCACCCACGGAGCACAGAGAGUGCAAGCAGGCAACAUCAGCACGGUGAACAGGAGGGCAAGGGCAGGGAUGUUGAGAGUUGCGUCACGUGCUCUGGCCGGCACGCUGCGUGAACUAACCGGCGGUGCGGGGCACCGGCUGCCGGGACUUCCUCAGGAUUGCGUGGGCUUCGGCGCGGAGGACGCGUGGGAGAGAAUCCCAUUACAGCCAGGCCAGUCUUCUCCGCCAGACAAUCCUGACCUACCCAGUAACACCAACACUGCCAACUGGGUCUGAGCCUUAGUUAGCCCUCUCUCUGAAGUGGGCAGGGACCAGUGCAAAGCUGUAGAGAAUAUGGUGAGCUUUCAAUCUUUGAAGUAAAAAAAAAAAGCAUGCAAUGUCUUUGAAAGUUGAAAAUCAGGCAUCUAGCACAAACUCUCCAUGUCACAUGUAGCUCAGUUGUUAAGGUACUUGGCUUUGGUUAAAAGCAUCAGCCAAAUGCUGUAAAUGUAAAUAGCAUGUUUUCACAUUUUUGUUAAUGGAAUACAUCAAAGUGUAGUUGUGUGCCAAUUGCACAUAAUGAUUUUAAUGUAUUCUUGCUGAAUUGAUUUUGGGUGAAAAUACACUGAAUACAUAGACUGUAAACAUUUCUAGAAGGUGCUAAUACUGUGUUUUAAUGAGUGUUUCAAAAAUGUAGAAUUUUAAGUAAGUUGGUUAAACAUUACACAUUAAACAUAUAGCUGGCCUAGCAGGGGUCCAGUGCUAAAUGUUUAACUUGAGUGUUAAACUUAUAGGGACUAUAAUGGUUCAUGGAUGAGUGGAAUCACCCCCUGAGCUGAAGGAGGUGGUAGCAGGAUGGAGAGAGGGUGUUGUUGUAAAAGCACCUUCCAUCAAAUAUUUAUACAUCUUAUCUUGCUCUCGUCUAUUCAUCUGUGUUUAUGUGUAUGGGGUGGGCGUGUCUGAGAGUGAGAGAGAGAGAGAGAGAGAGAGAGAGAGAGAGAGAGAGAGAGAGAGAGAGAAUGCUUAAAUGACCACACCACUAGUACAUUUCUAACUCUAACACUAUAUCCUGAUCACUAUUAGGAGACAACAUUCAACACUGUUUUGCUAUUCAAGUGUGUAAAGAACAGACUUAGUUUAGAAAUAUAUCUCUUUUGCCUGCCAGAAUCAUGGGAGAAUACAAACAGGAAAUCUUGGACAUCUGUCUGUAUCUACCUGUCUGUUCUUAUACUGUUGUAUGUCACAUUGAAUUGUGUUUAGGGAUUGUAGCUUCUUCUUUUUUUUUUGUAAUGUGACAUUGUUUUUGAACUGAUGAACAGUGAAGUAUUUGUUUCUGUGAACGUUUGUAAAUGAUGUUGACAUUCCGCGUUUUGUAUUUGUUAUUUUAUUGUCCUAUUUACAUUAAAAUAAAUGUCAGAUU